This is a messenger RNA of Rosa chinensis, 4078 nucleotides long. RefSeq names its product pentatricopeptide repeat-containing protein At5g50990. The transcript has 6 exons. The coding region runs from base 26 to 1702 and encodes 558 amino acids. Gene Ontology annotation, biological process: RNA modification. Gene Ontology annotation, molecular function: zinc ion binding; RNA binding; protein binding. NCBI's taxonomy places the organism in Eukaryota, Viridiplantae, Streptophyta, Magnoliopsida, Rosales, Rosaceae. The record is from RefSeq and is a predicted model, not a curated record.
CCCCGGAGGUGAUGUCGAUAGAUUGAUGGCGAGGAUGAUACAUAGCGGAGUACAUGGGGCGAAGAAGCUUCUGAACCGCUCCGCCGACUCACGCGCCGUCAUCAAUUCGGCGACGCCGCAGCUGAAGAAGCUACCCUUUUCCACCUCCAACGGCGGCCCAGCAGCCACAGAUAGAGUUGUUUCAGAACAUCAAACACUCCACCAUGUUCUUAAAUCCUGCAAACUCUCUUUGGAUUCCGCAACUGCAGUUCAAACCCACGCUAGAAUCAUUACACGUGGAUAUGGCACAUACCCUUCUCUCCUUGCUUCCCUUCUAGCUGUUUAUAAGCGUUGUGGUUGUGUCACUCUUGCUACUCAACUUGUCGAUCACAUUUUCAAUUGUGCUAAUGGUAUCAACUCUUUGAAUCUCGUUAUCGAAAGCCUCAUGAGGAAUGGGGAAUGUGACAUUGCCAAGAGGGUGUUCCGAAAAGUCCCUUGCCCGGAUUUAGUAACUUGGAACACUGUCAUUGCAGGUUGUGUUCGAAAUGAGCGUUUUCAGGAGGCAUUGGGAUUGUUCCGGAAGCUGUUGAGCUCGGAUUUGGAGCCGGAUGGGUUCACGUUUUCGUCUGUGAUUACUGCCUGCGCCCGGCUUGGAGCGCUGCAUAAUGCGCAGAGGGUGCAUUGUCUGAUGAUGAACAAGAGAAUUGAUCUGAAUUUCAUUCUGAGUGCAGCUCUUAUAGACAUGUACUCAAAGUGUGGUAGAGUGCAGACUGCUAGAGAGAUUUUUGGUGCUGUCCAGCAUAAUCAUGUCUCGGUUUGGAAUGCGAUGAUUAAUGGAUUGGCAAUUCACGGGCUUGCUUUGGAUGCAAUCGAGAUAUUCUCAGAGAUGGAGAUGGAUAAUGUGUUACCUGAUUCAAUAACUUUUGUUGCCCUUCUGAAAGCUUGUGGUCAUUGUAACUUGGUGGAAGAGGGUCGCAAGUACUUUGAUUUGAUGACAAGUCGGUACUCAAUUCAGCCAGAAAUUGAGCAUUACGGAGCCAUGGUUGAUCUCUUGGGUAGGGCUGGGCUUCUAGAAGAGGCUUAUGCAACUAUAAAGGCCAUGGAAGUGGAGCCGGAUGUUGUUAUAUGGAGGGCACUUCUCAGUGCCUGUAGGACUCAUAAAAAUCCAGAACUUGGAGAGGUUGCCAUUGCCAAUAUAUCCCAUCCCAAGAGUGGAGAUUAUGUGUUGCUUUCAAAUACUUAUUGCUCUAUAAAGAGGUGGGAUAGUGCAGAGACAGUGCGAGAAAUGAUGAAGAAACAGAGAGUUCAUAAAAAUCAAGGGAAGAGUUGGCUUGAGUUGGAAGGUAUGAUCCACCAAUUCAGGGCUGCUGAUCAGACACACCCCGAAAUGAAAUCAAUAUACAGAGUGUUGGAGGCAUUGAUCCAGCGGACCAAGUCAGAGGGCUUUAUGCCUGUGACAGAGUUGGUUUUGAUGGAUGUAUCCGAAGAGGAAAAAGAGGGAAAUUUGAAUUGUCACAGUGAAAAGCUGGCAUUGGCCUAUGGAAUCCUAAAAACAAGUCCUGGAACAGAAAUCAGGAUCUCAAAAAACCUUCGGAUCUGUCAUGAUUGUCAUUGCUGGAUAAAAAUGGUUUCAAGACUACUCAAUAGAGUGAUCAUUGUGAGGGAUAGGAUUCGUUUUCACUACUUUGAAGGUGGUAUGUGUUCUUGUGGAGAGUAUUGGUAGCCAAUAGCUGUGAUAUCUGGUAUGUGAUUCUGGUUCUAAUUGAGGUGGAAUACAGAAGCAAACGUAGAAAGACUUGUCAUUGAAGUGAUUUCUGUACGAGCUUUUUGUAAAAAUAUAGAAGCACUUGAAGGAUAACCAAGAAAUCUAUGUGAUAUCGAUUCAUGUUCUUCGAUUCCUAUACCUUGUCAUACCCCAUCAGAGUAAUGCUGAGAACGAGCCUUCAGGGUCCAGAUUUAAACCUUGGUUAACUGCUAGCAAACUGACUAGAGAAAAAUGAAAUGGAAUAUAGUGGAGCAGAGACCUGCAAAAUGGAUACAGCUCCUAAGUAUGCUCGGAUAUCACUGUUUGAAUAUCCCCAACCCUCAAGAUCACCGAUGAAGAUAAACUUCUCCUGUCCUGGUGGCAUCCUGAACAUCAAGUUCAAAUCAUCAAAAAAUAUACAUUGUGUAUGAAUCUACAGACUACGGCUAUGGUUUAGCUUUUCUUUAUAAAGUAUAGAAUCAGAUGAAAAAGAUACAGGCUGAAACGAGCACAAGCAGCUAGCACCUUGGAUAAAGGAUCUUUUGCUUCAACAAAUGCUCUCAUAAGAUGAAUUCUUCUCAUCUCCUCCAUUUCUUGAGUGCUGCUUUUCAUCUCGUCGUUUGUAUUUACCCUUGGUACCACUUGUUCUGCUUCAUCUUUCAUGGUUUUCUUGGACUCCAACUCAGGUAUUAUAUCAGAAUCCAUGGUUUUUUUUUUCCUCUCUCUCACAAAAACAAAAACUGAGACCUUGACAGUGCUAUAUAGCUAGUUGCCGUUGAGGAUGAUUAGCUAGAAAUGCAAUUAAUGAAGUAUGUAAUGACCUCAAAAUUUAAUAAAAAAUAAAAUAAAAUAAAAGAGGCUUUGAAUUGUAACCAAGAAAACUUCAUGUUAGGUGGUUUUGAACAAUUUCAGCUCCUUAGAACUUUAUUUUGUAAAUGUAAUUAAUGCUGAAGACAGCCAUUUGGGUCCAAUUUUAAAGCCCCCACUUAACUGCUAAAAACCUGACAAGUCAUAAGAAAUAUGGAUCAUGAUGCCUUUGCUGGGUUUUUCUACCAGUGUUUUUGCUUGACUUUUAGUUUUAGCCGUCUAUUAUAAACCUAAAGGUGUAUGAGCAAAGAAACAGCAAAUUCAGUACGCUUUAAGUUGGAGCAUAUCAGAAAAUUCCUAAGAGUGUAUAUUUUCUGAAAUCUGAAGUUGUUGCAGCUGUAAUAUAAGAAUCAUGAAUGCAUGGUAUACCUCUCUCACACAGAAUUAAUUUGGGUUGGUAGAAAUUGGGUCAUGCAAUGUAUAUGCUUGCUUUAAGAACCGAUCAAAAUUCAAAAGUAGGGUAUGUAAUGUCUGCUUGUAUCAGACAAUUCAGAAACUACCGCAUCUGACACUCAACAUGCAUAUCAUUUCAGUACACAACAGAUUGGUGAGAUUCAUGACCUGGGAAGGACCUCACUUUAAAAGUAGGAGAAACCAAAGCUUUUAUUGGUUGGACCAAUACACACACAUGUGCACAUUUAUGAUUUAUCAUAUCACACUAGAGGAAAAUUGUUAUAUUACUAGUUUGAUUCACAAUAUUACAAUUUCUCAGAACCCCAUUGAACCCAAAGAUCAUAGAGGAUUAAGUCAAAAUAGAGUAAUUAUGUAUAAUUAAGAAGAUUAUGAUAUGUGAUUAUGUUUUUUUACCUUGGAGGAGGGAUCCUGGGCUUCAACAAAUGCUCUCAUGAGACGAGUUUUGGUCAGCUCGACCAAUUCAUUGCUGUUUUUCAGAGACAAUGGCAGAAUGUAUAAGAUCUCUGAUAAACAGAGAUGAAGCUUGCUAGAAGAGAGCUCAGGAAUGCUGAUGGAUUGGCACUUGAAAUCCAGAAGUGCAGAUUAAAUAGGACUUGUCCAAAAAGGCUAGAGUCUUUUGAGGCGACCUUUCUCUACUCAAUUAAAUUCUUCUCUUGUCACUUUGCUCCCCAUCAAUUUCACUUCAAGAGGAGUUGAUGAGCUUCAUUUAAUGGCAUCCCAAGCUCGCUGUACACAUGCACAUAAUUUGGGCCUAUUAUUUGUCACCAUAUUAUUAUUUUUGUGAUCAACUUUAUUGAACCACAAAAUCUAUUUGUUAUUACCUUAGAACUGUUCCGACUCCAACCAAAAGUCGGUGAAGGGUGUCAAAUUUUCAAUUAAUUUCUCUGUAACGUUCCAAUUUUUUGGCAGGUCACGAAAGGGACGGUUUCAUAACUUCUCUGGACUAGUCAAGUAGCAUCGUUUUCUUAAUGUAAAUAGACUGCCAUUCUCUUGGGUCCUUUCUUCUCAAGAUUGUUAUUAUGCUUUAUACGAGUGAUACCAUAUAUUAUAGUACUCUUCAGGCUUUUUCUUCCA